Gekko japonicus is the source of this 5339-nucleotide messenger RNA. RefSeq lists its product as uncharacterized. NCBI's taxonomy places the organism in Eukaryota, Metazoa, Chordata, Lepidosauria, Squamata, Gekkonidae. The record is from RefSeq and is a predicted model, not a curated record. Gene Ontology annotation, biological process: regulation of transcription by RNA polymerase II. The transcript is spliced from 13 exons. Gene Ontology annotation, molecular function: RNA polymerase II cis-regulatory region sequence-specific DNA binding; DNA-binding transcription factor activity, RNA polymerase II-specific. Bases 300 to 5339 code for a protein of 1679 amino acids.
GAGGAGGAGGGAAGGAGAAGAGAGCCCCUGGCCUAGGAAGGGGGCAGAGGCUGAGGAAGGCGUAUGAAAUGAUGAAGAAUGAGGGUCCUCCGAGCAUGUGCAGAGUGCAUUUUCACGGCCAGUGUGUGUUCAUAACCGUGCUUCAGAAGAUUUAUUUUUUGAAGAGGAGACCAGCCUCGAGGAACGGAGAAGCCCACUGAGCCAGCGUAGAACACCUCCAGGACCCUCCAGGAUACUUCCCUGUUUCAUUUUAGAACUUUCAGGGAUCGUAGAUUUGGAAGGAGCUUGGUCUUUGCUCCAUGCAGCAGUUUCUCCAUGCUGAGAAACUACUGCCGUGGGAUCAGGCGGGGAUGAAAAUGGAGGAGCAAGAGGCAGCAGGCCCCAAAGCAGGGGAAAGAUCGCAGAGGGCAGACAAGGCCUCUUGUGACAUCCCAGCAGAGAGAAAAUGCCCGCAGAGGAUGCCGGCAUGGCAUAAGGUUAAACAGGAACCGGGCGAGGGGCUUGUCCAUCAUUGGGAGACCCAGUGGCAGGACUUCCUGAAGACCAUGGAGGGCCCUCACUCCGGAUGGGCCAUCCCCCAGUUGCCAGAAGAGCCCGUCACUCCAUGGGACGACGCCAAGGCCUUUCUGGCCUCCUUCGAGCAAGUGGCCAAAGCCUGCCGCUGGCCCAGAGAAGAGUGGGUGACCCGACUCCUGCCGGCCCUCAGUGGGGAAGCGGAGCAGGCCUUUAGCCAGCUGGAUGUCAGAGACAGAGAGGAUUAUGGGAAGGUGAAGGCGGCCAUCUUGCGAGGGGACGCUAUCGGCAGGGAGAAGCGGCGCCAACACUUCCGACGUUUCUGCUACCAGGAGGCCGAUGGACCGAGGGGGGCUCACAGCCGACUCCAGGAGCUCUGUCGUGGGUGGCUGAAAGUCGAGAGGCACACCAAGGAGCAGAUCCUGGAGCUGCUGAUCCUGGAGCAGUUCCUGGCCGUCCUGCCCCCGGAGAUCCAGAACUCAGUCAGGGAAGUUGGGCCGGAGACCUGCUCCCAGGCAGUGGCCCUGGCAGAGGAUUUCCUGCAGAUGCAAAGAGAAGCGGAGCGGGUAUCGAACCAGGUGUCAUUUGAGGAGGCGGCUGUGAACUUCUCUGAGGCUGGCCAGGCGCCGUUUGAGAUGGAGAAGAGGCAGCCCUGCGCGGAGGCCAAACUGGCUGAGGACAGAAGUGCCAGGCUCGCGGCAGCUAAAAGGUGGAUGAGCGAUCAUGAUGAGGAGAAAUGCAUGCCAGGAGACUCAGAAUAUGCAGGACCAAUGGAGGUGGUGCCUGACCGAGAGGAAGAGAACAUUUCCUCAGGCAGCGAGACAGAAAAUGCCCCCGAGGGUCAAGAAUGGCAGAGUGAAGCUCACCCCGGAGAGGAUGAAUCAGGUUCUUGUGGGGAUUUGGGGGAAACUGCAGGCCUACAGGGUGCCUGUUCAGGCACGAGGCAGAACACAUACAGAGUCUGUGGGAAAAGCCCUGGACUCAUUAUGAAUCAGAGAGCACACGCUGGGGGAAAGCCACAGAACAAAUGCUUGAUUUGUGGGAAAUCUUUCUUGUACAGCUCAGAUCUCAUAAUUCAUAACGGAAUCCACACUGGCGAGAGACCCUACGAAUGCCCCGACUGCGGCAAGAGAUUCAGCCGUGGCUCGGACCGUAACCGCCAUCAGAGAAUCCACACGCAAGAGAAAUUGUACAAGUGCCUCGUCUGUGGGAAAUGUUUCCUCUACAGCUCGGAUCUCAUUAUCCAUCAGAGAAUCCACACAGGCGAGAGGCCGUAUGAAUGCCUGGAUUGUGGGAAAAGGUUCAGUUGUAGCUCGGAUCGUAACCGCCACCAACGGAUUCACACGGGGGAGAAGCCGUAUGUGUGCUUGGAUUGCGGGAAACGAUUCAGCCAGAAAGUUCACCUGAACAGGCAUUGUAGGAUCCACAUGGGAGAGAAAUCAUACAAGUGCCCAGAGUAUGGGGAAAGCUUCAGCGGAAUGAAUGUUGAGCAGAUAAAUUUUGAGCAGAUUUCUUGGGCAGAUAAAGGGAGGAUUAAUCAUAAAUUGGGGGGAAUCUUCAGAUCUGCUGUGGUCAGAGAGAGAAAUAUGGACACAGACCAAGGGAGGCGGCCAGAAUUUCAGUUCCGUGCUGUGUUCAAGCCAUGGGACUCCCCAAGAAUGAAGGCAGAGGAGCAAAAGCCAGGAGGACCCACACCGAUGGAAGCAUCAGGGGAAGCUGAACAAGCGCCUCACGUUGCCUGUGCUGAGAGUGUCCAGGAAUUCAAGCGAAGGCUCGCAGUGGAUCAGGUGAAACAGGAGCCAUGUGAGGGUCUUCUUCAGCAGUGGGACGCCCAGUGGCAGGAGUUCCUGAAGACUGUGGAGGCCCCUGACUUAGGUUGGGGUGUGGCACCUUUCCCAGAAGAGCCAGCCCCCUGGGACGAUGCCAAGGCCUUCUUGGCCUCCUUCGAGCAAGUGGCCGAAGCCUGCCGGUGGCCCAGGGAGGAGUGGGUGGCCCGGCUUCUGCCAGCCCUCCGGGGGGAAGCCGAGCAGGCCUUUAACAGGCUGGAGGUCGGCGACAGAGAGGACUAUGGGAAGGUCAAGGCGGCCAUCUUGCGGCAGGACGCCGCAGCCAGGGAGAGGUGGUGUCACCACUUCCGGCAUUUCUGCUACCAGGAGGCCGAGGGGCCCAGAGGGGCUUGCAGGCAGCUGCGGGAACUGUGCCAUCGGUGGCUGAAGGUCAAGAGGCACACCAAAGAGCAGAUCCUGGAGCUGCUGGUCCUCGAGCAGUUCCUGGCCGUCCUGCCCCCGGAGAUCCAGAGCUGGGUCAGAGAAGGCGGACCGGAGACCUGCUCCCAGGCAGUAUCCCUGGCCGAGGAUUUCCUGCAGUUGCAGCGGGAAGCGGAGAGCCAGGAUAAACAGAUGCCACCAUCAUUUGAGGAGGCAACUGUGAGUUUCUCCGAAGCUUUGCAGGUCGUAUCGGACACAGGGCAGGAGGGAAAAUGCAGGGAGGCCAAAGAGGAGGAUGAGGAUGAGGAGGAUUGUGAAGAUGGGAGCUUACAAGAUUACAGGCAAGAGAACGAGUGCAACGAUGCAACAAGUAGACUGGAGAAUCCCGAUCGAGUGGUACCACCCCAACGGAAAGAAAGCAAGAUUUACACGGAGGGCCAAGCCUCAGCGAAUCCGCGGAAGCUGAAGAGACAGCAGGGGACUCUUCCAAGGAACCAUGUGGGGAAACCCGUUCCCUGUGGGGCAAACAAGAAAUCCCUCAACGAAGCCCCACUGCACCAGCAACAGCAGGCCGGGUCUGAGGAAGCCUGUGUGCAGGACUUGGUCCUGGUGAAAUACGAACAGGUUGAAAUCCAGGAGCCGACUUACCCAAGGGGGGACGGGAAAGACCUCGGCUGUCAGGACCAACUUCUGAGGCACCAGCGAAUCCAUGCCGGGGUGAAACCCUACCAGUGCUCGUUCUGUGGGAAGACCUUCAGCCGCAGGUCACACCUGGUGACCCACGAGAGGACCCACACCGGGGAAAAACCAUACGAGUGCUCGUACUGCGGGAAGACCUUCAUCCAGAGCUCCCACUUGAUCCUGCACGAGAGGACGCACACGGGGGAGAAGCCGUAUCAGUGCUGCGCCUGCGGGAAGAGUUUCAGCAGCACCUCGAACCUUCUCGCGCACGGGAGGACCCAUACAGGGGAGAAGCCCUACAAGUGCACUGUGUGCGGGAAGGGUUUCAUCAGCAAGUCGCACUUGAUAAGGCACCGACGGAACCACACCGGGGCUGGGGUAGGGUUGUGCCCUGAGUGUGGGAAAAAUUUCAGCUCUAAGUCAAACCUUAAUACUCACUGGAAAAUCCACACAGGGGAGAAACCAUUUAAAUGUCUGGAAUGUGGGAAAAGCUUUUGUCAAAAGGAAAAACUUAUCAGACAUGAAAGAAUCCACACAGGAGAGAAGCCAUACGGUUGCUUGGAGUGUGGAAAGAGUUUCAUUCAGCGAAUAGAUCUUACUACUCAUCAGAGAAUCCAUACUGGGGAGAAACCGUAUAAAUGCUCAGUAUGUGGAAAGAGUUUCAGGCAAAGCUCAAGUCUUGCUUCACAUCAAAAAAUUCAUACUGGGGAAAAACCAUAUAAGUGUCUAGACUGUGGAAAGACGUUCACACUGAAUUAUAGCCUUACAGUGCAUCAAAGAACUCACACAGGAGAGAAACCAUAUGAAUGUCUGGAUUGUGGGAAGAGCUUCAGUCAAAGCAUACACCUUACUUCUCAUCAAAGGAUUCAUACUGGUGAGAAACCGUACGAAUGCCUGGAUUGUGGGAAGAGUUUCAUUCGGAGCACCCACCUUACUUCACAUCGAAGAAUCCACACGGGAGAGAAACCAUUUAAAUGCAUGGAGUGUGGAAAGAGCUUUAGCCGGAGCACGCACCUGAUUAGGCAUCAAAGAAUCCACACAGGAGAGAAACCGUAUAAAUGCUCGGACUGCGGAAAGAGUUUUAGUCGGAAUACGCACCUCAGUUCACAUCAAAAAAUUCACACAGGGGAGAAACCAUAUAAAUGCUGGCAGUGUGGAAGGAGCUUUCAUAAGAACACAGACCUUACUUCACAUCACAGAGUACACACAGGUGAGAAACCUUUCCAGUGCCUGGAAUGUGGAAAGAGCUACAGAUGGAACUCGAGCUUCACUUCCCAUCAAAGAAUCCACACAAUGGAGAAACAACUUGAUUGGUCAGAGUACAAAGGAAAGAACACGUGUCACGAAUGUGGGAAAAGCUUCAGUUCUAAGUCUAACCUUAAGACUCACUGUAAGAUCCAUACAGGGGAGAAGCCAUUUAAAUGCCUGGACUGUGGGAAGAGGUUCACUUUGAAGUACAGCCUUGUGGUACAUCAGAGAAUCCACACAGGGGAGAAACCAUAUGAAUGCGUGGAAUGUGGGAAGAGCUUCAGUCAGAGUGCAGACCUCCUCAGGCACCAAAGAAUCCACACAGGAGAAAAACCAUAUAAAUGCUUGGAGUGUGGAAAGAGCUUUAGUCGGAAUACGUACCUUAAUGCCCACCAAAGAAUCCACACUGGGGAGAAAUCAAAUAAAUGCCAAGAGCGCGGAAGGAGCUUCCGGAAGAACACAGACCUUACUUUGCACCACAGAGGUCACACAGGCAAGAAACCUUAUAAAUGUCUGGAGUGUGGAAAGUGCUAUAGGUGGCAUUCGAGCUUCGCUUCCCAUCAAAGAACCCACACAACGGAGAGACAAUAUAGUUGGUCUGAGUAUGGCAUGAGCUUUUGCGAUGACUCAGUCCUUCAAAAAGCAACUGAGGCCCUGACCUGGAUAGCCCAGGCAAAUGCCGCGGAUUGA